Messenger RNA from Manduca sexta (tobacco hornworm), 3232 nucleotides. RefSeq names its product ubiquitin carboxyl-terminal hydrolase 5-like (gene Usp5). The coding region runs from base 100 to 2511 and encodes 803 amino acids. Gene Ontology annotation, biological process: protein deubiquitination. The transcript has 17 exons. NCBI's taxonomy places the organism in Eukaryota, Metazoa, Arthropoda, Insecta, Lepidoptera, Sphingidae. The record is from RefSeq and is a predicted model, not a curated record. Gene Ontology annotation, molecular function: zinc ion binding; protein binding; cysteine-type deubiquitinase activity.
AGAACAACACUACAAAGAUAUUUUUGGAACGACGCUUGUGAACGUUCCGGUGUAGAAAAGAAAAUAAUUUCACAUUAGAAUCAAUAGAAAAAUAUUAUUAUGGCUUCUUUAGAUCUAUUAGUGCCACAUUUAUCAAAAAUAAAAAUCCCGGGACCCCAUCAAAUGAUAUACAAAGAUGAAUGUGUGUAUUCUUUUGACAAUCCGGAGUCAGAAACUGGCCUGUACAUAUCUCUGACCUCAUUUCUCGGAUUUGGUCGCAACUAUGUUGAGCAGUAUUUUCAGAAGACCGGCAAUGCUGUGUUCUUGCAUAUAAAGAGGGAGAAGAAACCUAUACCAGAACCGGAGCAAACCGGCGAUGGUCCAGAGAAGAAGAUCACGCGGCUCGCGAUCGGCGUGGAGGGCGGGUUCAGCCCCGACUGCGGCAAGCCUAAGUUCACCUACACUGACCACUACAACGUCGUCGUGCUGCCUGGGUUCCACACUUACGCUUGGCCAAAUGCUAAUCUACCCGAAGUGGUCAACAAGUCUGUCCAAGCCGUAAUAGAUGCAGAAUCUCCAUUUAAAAUAGCAGAAUUGGCAGCUUUGCAGGGAACCUGGGAUGGAGAGAAGAGGGAGGUCUCUGUACAUGCAGUAAACCUAAAGCAGUUGGACAACGGCGUGCGCAUUCCGCCGUCGGGCUGGAAGUGCGCCAAGUGCGACCUCACCAACAACCUGUGGCUGAACCUCACGGACGGCUCGGUGCUGUGCGGCAGGCGGUUCUUCGACGGCUCCGGUGGGAACGAUCAUGCUGUGGCCCACUACCGUGAAACAGGUUAUCCUCUAGCGGUGAAGUUAGGCACCAUCACUGCAGACGGCAAAGGCGACGUAUUCUCGUAUGCCGAGGACGAUAUGGUCGAGGACCCGUUCCUCGCAGACCAUCUCAAGCACUUCGGCAUCAAUGUGCAGCAGCUGCAAAAGACAGACAAGUCGAUGGUGGAGCUGGAGUUGGAGCUGAACCAGCGGUCUGGUGAGUGGAACACGCUGCAGGAGUCGGGCAGCGAGCUGCGGCCGCUGCACGGGCCCGCGCUCACCGGCCUCAACAACCUCGGCAACUCCUGCUACAUCAAUAGUGUUGUGCAGGUGAUAUUCCGCAUGCCUGACUUUGUGCGGCGGUUCGUGGAGGGCGCUCCGGAGAUAUUCUCCACUUUCCCCGACGAUCCAGUCAACGACUUCAAUGUGCAGACUGCCAAACUCGGCGUUGGACUCCUCUCGGGCCGCUAUUCUGCCCUGGGCGAGGAUGGGUCGCAGAACGGUGUGUCCCCACACAUGUACCGACAGCUGGUCGGCCGAGACCAUCCCGAGUUCAUGACCAAGCGGCAGCAGGACGCGCACGAGUUCUACCUGCAUUUACUCACUUUACUGCAGCGCCAUAGCCGACACAAGCCGAACCCGGCGGACUGCCUCAAGUUCGCGGUAGAAGAGCGUAUCCGUUGCUCGGAGUCGUCCUGCGUGCGAUACUGCGCACGCGCCGAGCAUCACCUGCCCCUGCCUGUACCGGUUGCCGCCGCCACCAACGCGAAGGAAGUCAGGGAGUAUGAACAGAGAAGACAGCAGGCUGAGGCUGCAGGACAGAGACUAGACCCGUCGGAGCUAGUGCGGCCCCACAUUCCGUUCCAGGCGUGCCUCGAGAGCUUCAUGAAGGAGGAGACCAUCGAGCAGUUCUUCAGCAGCGCCGUCAACAAAAAAGUCACUGCGCACAAGAUUACCCGACUGGCCACAUUCCCGGACUACCUGCUGAUACAGCUCAAGAAGUUCACGAUAAAAGAGGACUGGACACCUGCCAAACUGGAUGUGGCAGUCGAGAUGCCCUGGGAGGUAGACCUGAACUGCCUGCGCGGUCAUGGACUGCAAGCCGACGAGAAGCUAUUGCCGGAGGCUCCGCCCGAGACGCCCGCGCCUACUUACGACGAAGGAUUACUCGCACAACUUUUGGACAUGGGCUUCCCACUGGAGGCGUGCAAAAAGGCGUUAUACUACACCAACAACUCUGGCAUGGAAGCGGCGUCCAACUGGCUCAUGGAGCACAUGACCGACUGGGACUUCGAACAUAAGUUUGAACCGCCCGGCACGCCCGCCACAGGCGCAGGCGCAGCGGUGGACGAGGCGAGUGUGGAGCAGAUCAUGAACAUGGGCUUCGCGCGCGGGCACGUGGUGCGCGCGCUCACGGCCACGGGCGGCGACGUGCCGCGCGCCGUGGACUGGAUCUUCAGCCGCGCCGACGAGCUCGACGCGCCCGAGCCCGCGCCCGCGCCCGCCGCGCAGCCAGACCGCACGCUCGGCUGCAGGGACGGACCCGCCAAAUACAAAUUGAUUGCCUUCAUAUCUCACAUGGGCACCUCUACCAUGGUGGGCCACUAUGUGUGCCAUGUGCUGCAUGAAGGACGCUGGGUCAUAUUUAACGACAAUAAAGUUGCAUUAUCAGAGAAUCCGCCCAAAGACCUUGGCUACCUAUACUUAUAUGAAAGGCUGUGAUGACAUUAUGACGUGAUGUUUGUACCAAAAACUCGCCGAUUCGGAUGUACCAUAUAAGGAAUUUGUGUAUUAGACUGCAUUUUUGUACGUUAAGAGAUUUUAAAUUAACAAAUUUUAGGCGAUAUUUAUUUUAUAGAAAGAAAUUUUUUAAUGAUUCAAAAUAUAGGUUAUAAAAUUGUAAUACGGCUAGUGUUCCGUAGAAGUUGUAUCUUUGGUUGCAUAUUAUGUUUUUCGUGUUGAUGAACUGGUGUGUUGGAGUUAGCAUAAGAUGUUUUGACUAGUUAAUUGUUAGCUACAAUCUGCCAGAAUAUGGUCCCGUUAAUGUUAAUCUAGAGGAGGACGAGAAUUGCCGUCGUAACUAAAUUCACGUGACGUAUAAUUACGUCUUAUGAAAUCUGAGAUAACAUGGUCGUCUUUUGUGACAUUGAAAAGACGUUAUUAGGAUUUCAUCAGGACUCACCCGUUUUACUUGCUACCUGUUGCACAAUGUCAAUGAUACGCUAUUAUACAAAAAGAACCUUUGCCAUAGGUCCUUACUUAUCAACUUGAAUUUUCAAUACUGAAAGCCCUUGACAGUGUGAAACAGGCCUAAUACAUUGCAUUUUAAUGUAACUUUCUUGUAAGUUGGUUCUCUUGUAGCAAUUACUUGUAUUGAAAUAAAAUCAUUCACACAACGAAACAUUGAAAUAAAUUAUACUAAUAAAUGUGCUCUCUUAUUAAA